Molecule: messenger RNA, 2500 nt
Organism: Molossus molossus (Pallas's mastiff bat)
Lineage: Eukaryota; Metazoa; Chordata; Mammalia; Chiroptera; Molossidae
Gene: CDH16
Product: cadherin 16
Exons: 17
Coding region: 14-2500 (828 amino acids)
Biological process (GO): cell-cell junction assembly; multicellular organism development; calcium-dependent cell-cell adhesion
Cellular component (GO): catenin complex; plasma membrane; adherens junction
Molecular function (GO): cadherin binding; calcium ion binding
Source: RefSeq, a predicted model, not a curated record
GCCCGUCCGAACCAUGAUCCCUGCCUGGCUAUGGUUGCUUUGCUUCUCCAUCCCCCAGGCUCUCCCUGAGGCCCAGACUACAGAGUUGUAUGUGGAAGUCCCAGAAAACUAUGGUGGAAAUUUUCCUUUGUACUUGACCAAGCUGCCACUACCCCGUGAGGAAGCUGAGGGCCAGAUUGUGCUGUCAGGAAACUUAGGCAUGGCAGCUGAGGGCCCCUUUGCUGUGGAUCCUGAGUCCAGCUUCCUCCUGGUGACCAGAGCCCUGGAUCGAGAGGAACAGGCAGAAUAUCAGCUACAGGUCACGCUGGAGACUGAGGAUGGACAUGUCUUGUGGGGUCCACAGCCUGUGCUUGUGCAUGUGAAGGAUGAAAAUGAUCAGGUGCCUCAUUUCUCCCAGGCCAUCUCCAGAGUUCAGCUGAGCCAGGGCACCAGGCCUGGCAUUCCCUUCCUCUUCCUUGAGGCUUCGGAUGAGGAUGAGCCAGGAACAGCUAACUCAGAUCUCCGAUUCCACAUCCUGAACCAGGCCCCAGCCCAGCCUUUCCCAGAUAUGUUCCAGCUGGAGCCUCGGCUGGGGGCUUUGGCCCUCAGCCCCAAGGGGAGCACCAGCCUAGACCAGACUCUGGAGGGACCCUACCGGCUGUUGGUACAGGUCAAGGACAUGGGUGACCAGGCCUCAGGUCACCAGGCCACAGCUACUAUAGAUGUCUUCAUAGUAGAGAACACCUGGCUGCCUCUAGAUCCUGUCCACCUGGCAGAGAAUCUCAAAGUUCCAUACCCACAUCACAUUUCCCAGGUACACUGGAGUGGUGGGGAUGUACAUUAUCACCUGGAGAGCCAGCCCCCUGGACCCUUUGAUGUAGAUGCAGAGGGGAAACUCUAUGUGACCAUGGAGUUGGACCGAGAAACCCAGGCUGAGUAUCUGCUGCAGGUGUGGGCUCAGAAUACCCAUGGUGAGGACUACACAGAACCUCUGGAGCUGCAGGUGGUGGUGAUGGAUGAGAACGACAACGUGCCUGUUUGCUCCCCACGUGACCCCCCAAUCAGCAUCCCUGAGCUCAGUCCCCCAGGCACCAAGGUGACUAGGCUGCUGGCAGAGGACAUGGAUGCCCCUGGUUCCCCCAAUUCCCACGUUGUGUAUCGGCUGCUGAGCCCUGAGCCUAAGGAGACAGAAGGGAGAGCUUUUGAGCUAGAUUCCACCUCAGGCAGUGUGACACUGGGGGCUCUCCCCUUCCACGCUGGCCAGAACAUCCUGCUUCAGGUGCUGGCUGUUGACCUAGGAGGAGCAGAGGGCGGUCUCAGCAGCACGUGUGAGGUCACUGUCACAAUCACGGACAUUAAUGACCAUGCUCCCGAGUUUAUCACUUCUCAGAUUGAGCCCAUAAGUCUCCCUGAGGACACAAAGCCUGGGACUCUGGUGGCCACACUCAUGGCUACUGAUGCUGACCUUGACCCUACCUUCCGCCUCAUGAACUUUGCCAUUGAGGCAGGGAAUGUGGAUGGGACCUUUGGCCUGGAUUGGGAGCCAGAUUCUGGUCAUGUCCAACUGCGACUCCUCAAGAACCUCAGCUUUGAGACAGCUCCAAGUCACAAGCUGGUGGUGGUGGUGCAGAGUGUGGCAGAGAUGGUGGGGCCAGGCCCAAGCCCUGGAGCCACAGCCACAGUGACUGUGCUGGUGGAGAGGGUGCUGCCACCCCCCAAAUUGGACCAGGAGAGCUAUGAGGCCAGCAUCCCAGUCAGCACCCCAGCUGGAUCCCUCCUGCUGACCAUUCAGCCCUUGGACCCCAUGAGUAGUCCUCUCAGGUUCUCCCUGGUCAAUGACUCAGAAGGCUGGCUCUGCAUCAAAGAAGUCUCUGGGGAGGUGCACACGGCACGGCCCCUUCAGGGUGCCCAGCCUGGGGACAUGUACACAGUGCUUGUGGAGGCCCAGGAUGCAGAUGAACCAACACUGAGCACCUUUGUGACCCUCGUGAUCCACUUCCUGAAGGCCCAUUCUGCCCCAGCCCCAACGCUGGCCCUUGUGCCCACACGACACCUCUGCACACCCCGCAAGAACCAUGGUGUAGUUGUCAGUGGACCCAGCGAGGACGUUGACCUGGCUGAUGGGCACGGUCCCUACAGUUUUGCCCUUGGUCUCAAUCCCACAGUGCAGCGGGAUUGGCACAUCCAGGCUUUCAACGGUUCCCAUGCCUAUCUCACCCUGGCCCUGCAUUGGGUAGAGCCACGUGAAUAUUUAGUCCCUGUAAUUAUCAACCACAAUGCCCAGAUGUGGCAGCUCCUGGUUCGAGUGAUUGUGUGCCGCUGCAAUGUGGAGGGGCAGUGCAUGCGAAAAGUGGGCCGCAUGAAGGGCAUGCCCACGAAGCUGUCAGCAGUGGGCAUCCUUGUGGGCACCCUGUUAGCAAUAGGCAUCUUCCUCAUCCUCAUCUUCACCCACUUGACCUUGGCAAGGAAGAAGGACCUCGAUCAGCCAGUGGACAGUGUGCCCCUGAAGGCGGCAGUUUGA